Austrofundulus limnaeus is the source of this 1088-nucleotide messenger RNA. Its product is annotated as ras-related C3 botulinum toxin substrate 1. NCBI's taxonomy places the organism in Eukaryota, Metazoa, Chordata, Actinopteri, Cyprinodontiformes, Rivulidae. Gene Ontology annotation, biological process: small GTPase-mediated signal transduction. The record is from RefSeq and is a predicted model, not a curated record. Bases 133 to 714 code for a protein of 193 amino acids. Gene Ontology annotation, molecular function: GTPase activity; GTP binding. The transcript is spliced from 6 exons.
UACAGGUAAGUAUGAGGAAGUCAAAACAUGUUCUCAGCAACAUUUUCAAAACUCACUUGAGUUAUUGUUCAUCCUUGCAGGCUGGUGUAACUCAGUUUGUUUUGUUUUUUCUCUUGGAGCUCAGGCUGUUCAAUGCAGGCCAUUAAGUGUGUGGUGGUGGGGGACGGGGCUGUAGGUAAAACAUGUUUGCUCAUCAGCUACACCACUAAUGCCUUCCCUGGAGAAUACAUCCCCACAGUCUUCGACAACUACUCUGCCAAUGUUAUGAUUGACGGGAAACCAGUGAAUCUGGGUCUGUGGGACACAGCAGGACAAGAGGACUACGACAGACUAAGACCCCUGUCCUACCCACAGACAGAUGUGUUCCUGAUUUGCUUCUCGAUUGUCAGUCCAACUUCAUUUGCAAAUGUUAAAACCAAGUGGAACGAAGAAUUGAAACAUCACUGUAAAGAUGUGCCGAGACUCCUCGUGGGCACCAAGCUGGACCUGAGAGAUGAUGCGGAGGUUUUGAAAAAGCUCAAGGAAGAUAAUCUCUGUCCUGUCACCUAUCCUCAGGGCUUGGCCAUGGCUAAAGAUAUAGGUGCAGUGAAAUACCUGGAGUGCUCAGCUCUGACGCAGCGCGGCCUCAAGACGGUGUUUGACGAAGCCAUCAGAGAGGCCCUGUUCCCCAAACCCGUAAAUAAKAAGAAAAAAAAGAAGUGCACCAUAAUGUAACGAAGAAAAGGCUGGACGCAGCCAGAACUAACACACAACUACUCACCUCUACUGAUCAACUCACAAUUCAUUUUCUGAAAUGUAGGGAAAAUUAACAGGCUUUCCAACUGUUUAAGGUURAUAGUCAAAAAGCACUUGUACAACAAAGAAAUAAUCAACCAAACAAAUUMAUUUACUUUUUGUGUGAACUUUAAGCAAAGAUAUGCAAAUGUUUACAAUGAAUUCUUGCACAGACGGUGCUCAUAUUUUAAGUUUUCUACAUUGUGCUAAAUUUGAGCCUGUGUGGUAACAUAUGAAGGAUUUAAUGUUUUAUGUGCAYCAUAAAGUUAAUCAAAAACUGCUUUAUUUUAAUUUGAAAUGAUCAAAUAUUGACU